AUGCUUCCAACCGCAGCUGUGCGCUGGGCGAGCGGCGCCUACGCAUUUGGCUUCCUAGGCGUGUUCACAUAUGCAAACCAGAUGGGCUUUCAGGAAGGGGUGCAGGCGGAGCGCGAGCGGCGUGCGGACGGCGUCGCCGGCAUCGCGGCGAGGGCCAAGGCACCUGUGCGGGCGCUGCUCGGCUAUGUCGUCCCGCCCGCCUGGACUGCG
Monoraphidium neglectum is the source of this 210-nucleotide messenger RNA. RefSeq lists its product as hypothetical. The annotation marks the transcript as partial. The transcript has a single exon. NCBI's taxonomy places the organism in Eukaryota, Viridiplantae, Chlorophyta, Chlorophyceae, Sphaeropleales, Selenastraceae. The record is from RefSeq and is a predicted model, not a curated record.